Molecule: messenger RNA, 5601 nt
Organism: Daktulosphaira vitifoliae (grape phylloxera)
Lineage: Eukaryota; Metazoa; Arthropoda; Insecta; Hemiptera; Phylloxeridae
Gene: fab1
Product: 1-phosphatidylinositol 3-phosphate 5-kinase
Exons: 25
Coding region: 274-5397 (1707 amino acids)
Biological process (GO): phosphatidylinositol metabolic process; intracellular signal transduction
Molecular function (GO): metal ion binding; ATP binding; 1-phosphatidylinositol-3-phosphate 5-kinase activity
Source: RefSeq, a predicted model, not a curated record
AAUUUUUCUGAUCUGAAUGAAGUGGGAAUUGGUUAAAUGUGAAACCUUUAUACAAGUCUAAAUGGCAUUACACUUUCAAAGAUUUAAUUCAAUAAUGAAAUUUUAUACCUUACUUUUUUUUGUUUUUAUAUGACUCAAUGAUAAUUUAAAGUAUGAUUUUUAACAAUUAUAUAUAGCUAUUUUUUCUCUAUAGAAAAUAUUAGUGUGUGAAUUUUAUAUACUUUUUAAAAAAAAUUGUUCCUCGACUAUUUUAAUUUUUAUUUUCUACAAAUUAUGACAAAUUUACAUACAACUUCUGAGCUUACGGAGUUCACUCCAUUAUGUCCUGAAGAUGAACAAUCUACAGUUACUUCAUUUUUUGCAAAAAUGUUUAAUUUCAAAACAAGUUCAGCAGAAAAUGAAGAAAACAAAAUUUGUAGUGCAGACAACUUAGCUAACAAUCAUGAAAACGCUGAAAAAGAAGUAACACAAUCUCUAAUGAUUGUAGAUGCUAGGAAUUUACCAAAUCUGUUAAAAAGAGUUGGUAAUUUAUUACCAAUUUAUUCUGGUGAAAAUCCAUCAUUUAAAAAUGCUGAUUUAAAACAAUAUUGGAUGCCUGAUUCUGUCAGCAAAGAAUGUUAUGAUUGUUGUGAGAAAUUUACUACAUUUCGUCGUCGUCAUCAUUGUCGUGUUUGUGGUCAAAUUUUUUGUUCAAAAUGCUGUUACCAAGAAAUACCUGGAAAAAUAAUGGGAUAUUCUGGUGAUCUUAGAGUUUGUUCAUAUUGCUGCAAAGUUGUAUUAUCAUAUUUACAAUCUGCAUCCAAUAAUGUAGUUCUUUCGCCAGACUUGAUAUCAUUAAAAAAUGAUUUACAAGCAAAAUUUAGCUGUACUGAAAUGACAAAUAAUUCAAAUUCAAGUGUAAAAUAUACAGAGAAUAAUAUAAGAUCCUUGAGUACUCCCAGUAGAAAAAUAUCUGUUGGUUAUCAAGAAGAAAAUUUUGCAUUAUCAAAAUCAAAUACUUUAAAUAGCUUAACACCAAUUUCUUCUUCUGAUGACCCAAAUACAAUGAGUAAUUUAAAUAGUUUGUUUGAAGAAAUGACUAAAAUGAAUAGUGGAUUAAAUCUUAAAACACAUAGAUAUCGUCUAAGAAACUAUCAUUCAUGUUUUCUUGGACAUAACUUAAUUGAUUGGUUAUUAAAUUGUGGAAAAGUUACUAGCCGAAUGCAUGGUGCAGCUAUUGGUCAAGUACUUUUAGAUGCUGGAUUUAUAGAGGAUGUAAUGGAAAAUCAAGGAGAUUUUCUUGAUGGAAAUUCUCUAUAUAGAUUUUGUUCUGUUCUGCCAAACAAAUCUAGUACAAAAAUCACCAACUCAACUCCAAAAAUUUAUGAAAAACAAAAUUCAAAUAUUUCAAAUGGAAGUUUCAAAUUAGAUUUAGAUCUUCAAAAUAAUACUGUUCAAAUAUCAAAACCAAAUUCCCAAAAAAUGAAACUAAAUUUUACUACUGAACCUCGUCCUAUUGAUACACUUUUGUACAAACUUCUGAUUAUUAUUUCGAAAAAAUAUAAUGUAACAAAUUUUGGACCUAUGAAAAAUUGGAAUCCCCCAAAAAAAUUAUGCAAUGAAAAUAAUGAAAAAAAAAUUUUUGAUGAUUUAAAGUGUAUUUUUGAAAACCAUAAAACAAAAUUUGUUAAACAGUCCUUAACAAAAACUGGACUUUCUGAAAAUUGGAUUGAUACUUUGUUACCUUUAGCAAACUUAGUUGUCAAUGAAGUAUGCCCUGAUUUAUCUACUGAUACAGAAAAUAUGAAUAUUUGCGAUUAUGUGCAAGUAAAAAAAUUGGAAGGAGGAGAAAGAAAUGAUAGCUGUAUAGUUAGUGGUAUUGUAUGUUCAAAAAAUAUAUCAAAUAAAGCAAUGGCAUCUAAAAUAUCUAAUCCAAAAAUAUUACUUUUACAAUGUUCAAUUAUAUAUCAACGAGUUGAAGGGAAAUUAUUGUCUUUAGAACCUGUCUUAAUGCAAGAACAAGAUUACUUUAAAAACAUUGUUUGUCGCAUUGUGUCAAUGAAACCUGAUUUAGUGUUAGUACAAAAAAGUGUUUCUCGGAUUGCCCAAGAACUUUUUAACCAAAUGGGAGUUACUCUUGUGUUAAAUGUCAAAACAUCUAUAUUAGAACGAUUAGCAAGAUGUACAGGUGCUGAAAUAUUAACUUCAGUUGAUGCUCAUAUGGGAAAACCUGUACUUGGAACAUGUCAACAAUUUUAUGUGGAACAAUUUGGAAAAAAAUCACUUAUGUUUUUUGAAGGAUGCCCUGUCCCCGAACAAGGGUGUUCAGUUUUACUCAGAGGAAGCUCUAUAAAAUGUUUAAAAAAACUAAAAAUCAUUCUAAAACAAUUAAUUUUAAUGAUUUACAAUUGGAAAUUAGAAAAAUCGUAUAUAAUGGACCAAUUUGGUACUCCUCAAAUUACUGAGAGAAAUACAAUUAAAUCAAAUGUUUUCAAACUUAAUAAUGAAAAAUUAGUUAAUGAUGAUCCUAAUUUCUUUACAAAUUCACUCAUGUCAGCAAAUCCUGAAGAAAAUGUAAUUAAUAAAUUUAAUCAUAUUUUGGAAAAUACUAUUCUUUCAUUAUCUCCAUUAGUAAACUUUACAGUACCAUUUUUGGAAUCUGAAGUUGGAAAAAAAUGUAAAUUACGAAAAUAUUUUUCUAAUCAAAUUUAUGUUUCGAAAAUGUUAAACAAUAUGAAAAAAUCAAGUAGACAUGAUAAACAAUGUAAAGAAGAAUCAGAAAUAAGUUUGAAACCUAAACAUUUGUUCAUCACGUCUAAACUUACCGAAGAUAUAAAUAAUGAUAAAGUACAAAGUAUGUUAGCAUUAUUUAGAGCCCAAGGUGGUAGAAUACAUGGUGACUCUACAAAAAACUGUUUGAAUGAAUCAAAAAAAAUGAAUAAAAAAAAUGAUAAGCUAAUUGAUGUGUUUGAUUUUAUGAAUCAUCAACGUCUACCAAUGAUGUUUUAUAGUUUUUGCCAAGAAUCUAAUAACGCUCCAUCUUUUUGUGUAGAACCUAGAUUUGUGUUUAUGGAAUUUUAUGGUGUCAAUGAUAUAUGUUUAGGAAAAUUUUUACAAAGAUAUUGUUUUCGUGAUACAUAUGAAUGUCCUUCUGAAACAUGUGAUAGUCUGAUGCUUAGGCAUGAACGUCGAUUUAUACAUGAUAGAGGUUGUUUAAGGUUAAUUUUAUCCAAUACUAAUAGUCGAUUGAUUGAACCACCAUAUAAUGAAAAUUUGAUUUACACUUGGUCAUUUUGUAAGAAAUGCUCUUUGAUUUCUCCAGUUGUGCCUAUUUCUAAUGACACUUGGUCAAUGUCAUUUGGAAAAUAUUUAGAAUUAAAGUUUCACUUUCAACCAUGUUUAUGUCGAGCAUUACCUGAUUGUUCUCAUUGUCUUAAUAGAGAUUAUAUUCAAUUUUUUGUUUAUAAUAAAACGAUUGCUUCUUUUGAAUAUUCCGAUAUAAAUUUAUGGGAAAUUAAGCUACCUAGCCUAAAAUUAAAAAUAGUACCCAUGAAAGUUUCAAGUUAUCGUCCUGAUAAAUUAGAAGAAGUUAAACAGUGGGCAAUGAUGGGACAUGAAAUAUUCAGUGCAAUUAUGGUUAAAAUAUGUUAUUUUUCUACUGAAAAUACUGCUAAUUUUUCCCCCCUAAAAGUACUAUUACAAAAAGAUCAAGCUUCAUUCAAGCAAAGAGUUGACGAUAUUCAACUAAAAAUCACUUCACCAUCAUUAACUGAUCAAGAUACAACCUAUGCUACUAUAUUAAGUACAGUUUGGAGAUUGGAUGAUUCCAUUGUAUUAUUAAAAAGAGCUGUAUGUGAAGCUAUUAUUAAUUGGAAUUCUAGACUUCUUAAAAUUGAAGUUGCUAUCAAAAAAGAAGACAAAUCUCAAAAAAAAAGUGAAACUAAAUCAUCAAAUAUGUCUGAUAUCAUAGAAGAAGUUAUGAACUUUGAAUAUACUACUACUCAAACAAAUAUUGAAGAACAUGAAAUUACAUCCGACUCCAGUCGCCAAUUAUUAGCAAUAGAAAUAGCUACAGAGCAUGAUUAUGAUCAUUUUAAUGAUUCAGACUUAAUUUUUAAUGAUAAAUAUCACUUAAAUGCUCUACAAUCACAGAGUGAUAUAACUACAGAUAGUGAUAGUGACGCUGUAGAUGAUUGUGACAACAGUAUACAAAAUGAACCAAAGUCUCAAUCAUCCAUGUCUCAAUCAGAUAAAAAAAGUGUAAAAACCAUUUUAUCUCAAUUUUUACCAUCAUCAGCACCUCCUACAGUUAUACCAAAUCCAAUAGAAUCUUCUGAACACCAUGUUUUAAAUAUAAACUGUCGAAUUCCUAUUUCCAUCUAUGAGAAAGAACCAAGCUCUAUUAUUGCUUUUACUUUAGGUUCAACUCUUUAUCAAAAUAGUUUAUCAAAUACUGAACUAAAUAUAUCCAAUGAUGAACAAAUAGAACCAGAUAAUGAUCAAGCAGAAAUUAGUGAUAAAUUAAAUUCAAAACACCAUUUUGAGAUAAGUUUCUCAGAUUCUACCACAAACUUUUUUGUUAAAGUUUAUUUUGCUAAGCAAUUUGCUAAAUUAAGAAAUUCAUUUUUUAUGUCUGGAGAAGAAAUGUAUAUUCGUUCUUUAACAAGAUGUAUAUCAUGGUCUGCUCGAGGUGGAAAAUCUGGUUCAAAGUUUUGUAAAACUAAAGAUGAUAGAUUUGUAUUGAAAGAAAUGUCAAGAUUGGAAAUUCAACCAUUUUUGGAAUUUGCUCCUCAGUAUUUUAAUUAUAUUCAUUCGUGUCAAUCUAAAGCACGACCAACACUUCUAUGUAAGAUUGUCGGAGUAUAUAAAGUUAGAUAUCGAAAUACUGUUAGAGGAUCAUCUUUCAACUCAAAUUUGUUAGUUAUGGAAAAUCUAUUUUACAAUAAGAAUAUUUCUCAUAUUUUUGAUUUGAAGGGUUCUGUUAGAAAUAGAUUAGUAGAUCCAAGUUCUCAAGAUGGAGAAGUGGUAUUGUUAGAUGAGAACCUAAUUAAAAUGUCAUGUGAAACUCCAUUGUAUGUCUAUCCACAUUCCAAGAUUAUUUUGAAUCAAGCAAUUAAUGAUGAUGCAGAAUUUCUUACUUCACAACUGGUAAUGGAUUAUUCACUUUUGGUAGGUCUUGAUGAUAAUUCUGGACAAUUAGUUUUAGGCAUAAUAGAUUAUAUUCGAACAUUUACGUGGGACAAAAAAUUAGAGACUAUGGUUAAAAAAUCAGGACUUUUAGGUGGUCAAGGAAAAUUACCAACGAUUAUUUCUCCUGAAGAAUAUAAAAAUAGAUUUGUAACAGCUAUGAAUUUAUACUUUUUAUCUGUACCAAACAGAUGGACGGGUAUGGCUAAAGGAUUUGAACAUCGGUUUUAAACAAUAUAUUUUAAUAUUAUUUCUGUGAUAUUGUUGAAGUAUUCUUUUGUGUUAUUAAUUUAAUUUGAAAACCAAAUAGUUAAAUUUGUUUCUCGGUCUUAACAAAUUAAUGUACUUGUUCAAAAUUAUAAAAUUAUUAUAUAACAAAAUUUUGUUUUACUCAUAUAAAAAAUAGUAAUAAACAAUGUUAAUGUUUUUGUCAAU